Messenger RNA from Plutella xylostella (diamondback moth), 1704 nucleotides. Its product is annotated as putative inorganic phosphate cotransporter. Gene Ontology annotation, molecular function: transmembrane transporter activity. Lineage: Eukaryota; Metazoa; Arthropoda; Insecta; Lepidoptera; Plutellidae. The record is from RefSeq and is a predicted model, not a curated record. Gene Ontology annotation, biological process: monoatomic anion transport; transmembrane transport. Gene Ontology annotation, cellular component: membrane.
AUUUUGCUAUCUGACGGUGAUGCUGUAAUUUAACAUUCUUGAUUCAUUUGUCUCUAGACCCUGGCAAUAUGCACAGUUAGUAGAAGAAGAAGUUAAAAACACAAGUUUUUUGUUUCAAACAUUUUGUAGUGAUAAGUUUGUUUAGGUUUAACAUGUCGAAGGAGAAGGAACAAAUGACGGAAGAAAAAAAAUCACUGUCGGGCGGCGGCGGGCUGGGUGUGCGGCACCUGCAGGUGCUGAUGAUGUGCGUGUCCGCCACCACCAUCUACGUGCUCCGCAGCAGCAUGGGCGCCGCCAUCCUCGCCAUGACCGACGCCAGCCAGCGGGGGCGCGGCAAUGUGGAGAUUUAUGAAUGGAGUGAGAGCAUCCGCGGAGUGAUCCUGUCAUCCUUCUUCUGGGGCUACACGGUGGCGCAGAUCCCUGCCGGGAUCCUCAGCAAGGUGUUCGGGGGAAAGAUCGUCCUGUUCCUAGCACUUUUCACUAAUGGGUUGAUGGCUUUAGCUACGCCGUUCCUGAUAAGUAUGGGCGGGUGGGUGGCGCUGGUCGCGGUGCGCGUGUGCAUGGGCCUCACGCAGUCGUGCUUCAUCCCCGCGACCCACACGCUGCUGGGGCAGUGGGCGCCCGUCGCCGAGCGGACCAGGCUGUCCAACUUCAGCUACGCAGGUAUUCAGUUCGGCACGAUAAUCACGAUGCCGCUCUGCGGGGUCCUCUCCACCACGUCGCUGGGCUGGACGCUGAUCUUCUACAGCAUGGGUGCCUUGUCGCUGGCAGCCUCCGCCUUCUUCUGGUUCCUGACGGCCAGCACCCCGCGCCAGCACCCCUUCAUCGGGGAGGCCGAGCUCCGGUACAUCGAGACCUCCUUGCAGACCAAGGCAGAGGAGGAGCAAGUCCCGAUCCCGUGGCGCCACAUCGUGCGGUCGCGCGCCAUGUGGGCCAUCGCCGCCGCGCACAUCGGCGGCAACUGGUGCUUCAUCAUCUUCCUCGUGCAGAUCCCGACCUAUCUGAAGAACGCGCUCGGGAUCAACAUCACUGACAGCGCGAUGUUGUCGUCGCUGCCGUUCGUGUCGCAGUGGCUGUUCUCGUGGGCCUUCAGCUUCCUGAGCGACUUCCUCAUCAGCCGCCACCUGCUGUCGCUCACCAACUGCCGGAAACUCUUCAAUACCAUCGCGGCGGUUGGCACGGCCUUGGGGCUGGCGGCCAUGUCUUUCCUGUCGGGCGAGCACCGCAUCGCCGCCGUCACCACCCUGGUGCUGACUGUCGGGCUCUCUUCCGGCAUCUGCUCCGGGUACAUGUUGAACCACAUCGACCUGUCACCGCGGUUCGGCGGCGUGAUGUACGGCAUGAGCAACUGCCUCGCCAACCUGCUGGGGCUGCUGGCGCCGCUCAGCGCCGGCUUCAUACUGGAGGACCAGCCCACGGAGCUGGGUCGCUGGCGCGUGGUGUUCUUCACGGCGGCGGCGCUGGUGCUGGCGUGCGACCUGCUGUACGUGCUGUUCACCACCAGCCAGCAGCAGCCUUGGAACGACCCGCAGACAGAGGACUACGACUUGGGUUUCAAAGAAAAAGGACAAGAGAAGAAUAUGACACCGGCAGAAACGAUUUACAAAUUCCCUGAAAACUCUGAAAAGGAAACUUAAAGUUAUGAAAAACUAUUAAAUAAUGUUAUCGUUUUGUAAAUACUUAAAUAAAAUAAAAAUAUUUAUA